This is a messenger RNA of Chrysemys picta bellii (western painted turtle), 5923 nucleotides long. The record is from RefSeq and is a predicted model, not a curated record. NCBI's taxonomy places the organism in Eukaryota, Metazoa, Chordata, Testudines, Emydidae.
UCCGCGCGGCCGCUGCCAGGGCUGAGCGGUCUCCGGCAGAUCCUGCGCCCGCCCAGCCGCUCUGCCUCGCGGCGGGACAGCAGAGGGCCCCGCCUGGGUCACGUGCUGCCCUUGCUGUUGCCGCUCGUUUUGGUCGUGGCGGUACCUUCUCGAUUGCCCUCCCAGGGUUGGGUGCCGCCUCAGGCCUAGCUUCGGCCCAGUGUGGCGGUGCCAAGGAAUGGGACUUUCAAGUCUCAGAAAGCAAUUUUCAAUUUUUUUCUCCUCUAACGGGUAGGGUGGUUGCGCUGUGGGUGGAUAAACAGGGGUCUCCCAUGGAGACAGCAGCGUGACUUUAGAAGUGUUCCAGGCGAUGCAUGUGUUGCAUAUGGUCAUUGUGACACUCCCUGGCAGUGACAUUGAAAUGCAUCACAUCUACAGCAUGUUUGAGUUCUAGGGAAUUAUGAUUAUGCUACAUUAAACUCGAACGUUGUUUAUAUGCAACCUGAGCUGUUUCACGGAUUUUUGUGUGUCGUUAAAGAGGUAAUUGCUGGGAUGCUUUUUGACAUGGAUGGAAUGUUUUAUUGGCUGUAACGCAGCAGGAUGAAUAAAGGAAAGUUACUGUGACUAUCAGAGGGCACAAUGCAGAAUCCUUUAACUCUUUCUGAAGUAGGGUUAAAAAGUGUGUCCGUUUUGACUCCCCCAAUAUCGAUAAACGGAAAUCCUCUUCUGGGAUAAUAAGAAGUGGAAAAGGUUUUCAGAAUAAAAGUCAGUUUAGGACAAUUGCACCAAAGAUGGUACCUAAAGUGAUAACAUCAGGGGUAGUGUCGUGUCUUCCACCUGUUCUUCCUGAACAAACUAAUCCUAUUUCGUCUGCAAGCUCUAAACCACUUAUAAUGCCAACACAAAACUAUACUCUAAUGCAAGUUGCUGGUCGUGAGGGAACUUUUUCUCUUGUAGCUUUACCACAUAUCACCCCUGCACUGGCAGCACAACAAAUUCAACAAUCAAAUGUGCCCCCUCCUGAAAACCUCAAACUACCUAUUCCUAGGUAUCAAUCUGUAAAAAAUAAAUUGUUGAUUGACAAAAAAACAAUUCAAACCUCUUCUUCAAGUGCACAUAACAAGAUUCCCAGCAAGGUACAAAUUUCAUCACAGACACCAGCAAUGACUACUUCAACUGGAGAUCUUCCUGAAGCUCAUUCUACUACAGAUUCAUCUGAACAAGUUAUUUUAAUUGAUCAUGGUUCUACUGAAAUUACAGUUGCUACUUUACUCAGUGAAAACAACUGUGUAGAAUCUGGAUCUCCUUUACUAAACAAAACCGAAACUGCUGAAGAUAGUAUUUCGGGACCAUCUGUCAUUAAAGAAUGUUUGUCCAAGCCAAUGAAUCCAAGUAAUCCUGUGAAAAUAAAUCUACAUUCCAUGAAAUCAACUAUCGAAGCCACAAAAGGCUCAGUCAUAACAUCUGAGAAACUUGAAGAAAAACUGGUGAAUUCUACAAAUUCUGUCACGGUCCUGUCACCGGCAAUAUUUGGCAAUGAAGUUCAAUUGACUCAGUCCACACCAAAAGGAAAACUUCCUAUUUUGCCAUAUUCAAGAAUGAAAAAUGCAAUGUUCUGUAAAUCUAAACAAAAUUCUAACACUGUGGCUACAUCUUCUCCUGGGCGAAGACCUGAAUGUGAAAAAAUACCACCUUUGGUAAAAACCUUUAAUGUUUCUACCAGAGUUUAUGAUAAACUACUAGCAAUAUCUUUUGCACAAAUCUCCAAACAAGCCCCCCGUGAAAAUACCUUCAGUCCAGCCACUAAACUGGAUGUUGAUAAUCUAAAGAAAUUGAAUGGUGUCGUCUCUAAGAGAAGAGGCAGAAAACUAAGAACCCCAGAUGAUAUAUUGGCAUUUCAGACCAAAAGAAGAAAGUGCAUCAUUAAUAAAUUUAGAGAGGGUAAAGAGAGAGUAAAAGUUGAUCCCCAUGAAUCAAAAGACAGUAGGGCUGAGUCAGUUAAAAAAUACCGUAGUAUCAGACCAAAACCUGUAGUUAUGCAGGCUUUAGCUCCACCGACUUCUGCGGCUAUAAUAGAGACUCAGACUCCUGACUGCAUAGAACAAGACAUUUUCUUAAAUGAUACACUUCCAAAUAAAUAUUUAAGCUAUAAGCAGAGUGAUGUCACUUCUGUUAAACAAAGUGAUCUGUGUAGAAAUUUAUUUUCUGCUGUACCUAAGCCAUGGCAUAAGUGCCAUGUCUGUAACCACAACUUUCAAUUUAAACACCAUCUUCAGGACCACAUGAACACACACACAAAUAGACGGCCUUAUAGCUGUCGAAUUUGCCAGAAAGCAUAUGUUCAUUCAGGAAGCCUAAGCACUCACAUGAAGCUUCAUCACAAUGAAGGUAGACUCAAGAAACGUCUAUGUUGUGAGUUUUGUGCCAAAGUAUUUGGCCAUGCAAGAGUAUACUUUGGCCAUCUGAAGGAAGUACACAGGGUUGUUAUCAGCACCGAGCACUCCAUAGGUGAACAGCAACUGCAAGAUGCUUUAAAGAAUAGAGACAUAAAUAUAAAAGGAGCAGAAGAAACAAUAGAGAGGGGAAAUAAAUGCAAUUUUGAAGAUUUAUUUCAGAGUCAAACAGAAGUCAAAUUACAGAUCAAAUGUGCCAGAUGCCAGUUUACUGCACAGUCUUUUGCUGAGAUGAAGUUUCAUUUGUUGUGUUUUCAUGGCGAGGAGCUCCCAGGAAGAAUAAAAGAAGGAAUUCUACAGGGAGGCAAGGGAGCUCAGGAAGAACUGAUCAAACAUGCAGCUCAUUUCUGGAAGCAGCGCAAAGAGAGACGAAAUCCAAUCAAACAUGGCACUUGUGAGGAGGAGUUCUAUGCUUUUCCAAAACUGAAAAGGCAAAUAUAUCUUCAUCAAAAUAAUUUUGAUACUUUAACUAAAAGUGAGGUUAUUCCAUCAGGUAACAGUGAACCAGGAAAGGAGUUGCAAAAUUUUGGUUGUGCCACAGAAAAUAAAAAAAUUCAAAUUUGGUGUAAAGCUGAUUAUAACUGCAUUUUAUGCAAGCAAGUAUUUGGAAGAAAAGAGGGGCUUUUCAGUCAUUGGCAGAAUCAUCAUCAUUGUGAAGACCCCUCUGUUCUUUGGACUAUUUUUAAUUCAUUCUCCAAACAGGGAGUUAUUGAACUUUCUAAUAACGCUGAAAAAUGAAGCAGUGGCAAAAUUCAGCUAGAAAAGUAUUCCGUUUCCAAGGUUAUUGAUUUAUUUGUGUCUGAUUUGCAAUGUAACAAAAAUUUACAAUUAAUUCACUCAUUCUCUUUGGUGAUCAGUUGCAGUGGUUUUACAUGUAGUUUAGGUUUGUUUGCUGAAUACAAAACUCUUAAUUCUCACCGUAGGCCUUUUCAGAUAUAUAUACAUACACACAAGCCUGUUAUAUAAUGCCAUACUUAAUAUUGAUGCACAAGGACCUUCACAGAAACAAGUAUGCAGAAAUGUUAGAGGUUGAAAUUAAGAAGAAAAAGGGAGGAACGGAUAUUAUAUUCUGUUGUACUCAGAGACAUUAAUGUUGCCCUUUGUAAAGUAAUGGCGUACAAAUGUUCUUCUUGUACAGAAUGACAAACCAGAUUGAAAAUAUAACUUUCAGUCUUAACAGUGCCUCCAGAUUUUAUGGGAAAUGUAUAUAUGCAUGCAGUUUUCUGGGUGCAUGUUAAGAUUUAAUGUCCAUGAUUUUUUAUGCUUAUAGAUAUGGAGCACAGUUGUACACUGGGACAAUAGAAAACCACAAGAAAAAGUAUUAAUGAACUCCAAGGAGUAUGGAUUUCUUUAGAAGUCUUCAGAACUUAAGCUUUACUUAAAAAAAAAAAAAGUUUGAUAUUCUUCACACUGCUGGCUCUUUGAUUCCUUCUGCACUAACAAUCAAGGUUAUAAGCCUUGUUUAAAGUCUGUUGGGACCAAAUGGGGUUCCCAUAUUGUUUGGCCAGCCAAUGUAGACACUGCCUAAAAGUUGUGUUUAUGCUACUAUGAGCUAAAACCUUGUUUACACCUAGACUCUUUUGGAGACACUAAUGUAGAUGGCUUAGGUACUAUGUUGUCUAACAGUGCUCAAAGGAGGUAAAAUGACAAUGAUAAAAAUGCUGGUGCUCCUUUUACCCUAUUGCUUCCUCCAUUUCUACCAUCUGUCGAGCUGUACCUGUGGUAGUGCAGUCAUGGAAGAAUUAUGCAUAGAAAGUCUGAGGUAGGCACAUACUACUUUGCUAAAACUCUGAAAAGUCCAAGACUUUAGCCUGGUUAUGGGAACAUAGGAAGAUAGGGUCUAAAAAGUGUUGGAUUCUCAUAGUGAGAUCCUGGAAGAUAUUACAUGAUUUUUCUGUGUUUUCUGUAACAUCAUUAAAAGUUUGAUAAGCCGAUAACUUUUGAAUGACAUUCCUUAUCCUAUAACGCUGUUUGGUGUUCAAGUAUGAGACUGGAGCCAAAUAAAAUAGAAAACAAAAAGGAAAAAUCUCACAGAAACGGCAUUGUUUGAGGAGGGGGAAAAGUCCCUGUAGAAUUUGACAACUUCCCCCCAAAUUCCCAUUGAUUCAAAUGCUUGGUGGUUUCAUUACUUUAACUUUUAUCAGAAAAAUACUAUUUUCAUAUGCCAAACUAGUUCUGAAAUACUUUAUUUUAUGUUCUGGUGGGUGGUUUUGAUGACUUGUAAAUCUCUACUGCCUGUAGAUAUAAAAACUCUUCAUACUCUGAUGCUAACGUGUAUCCAUAUUGUACUUUCACAUGUACUCUUACUGAAUAGAUGAAGUAAACAUGUGCAGAACAUGUAGAAAGGAAUACUUUUAAAGUUGAGUGUUUCUUUUCAAACAAGGAGUAUAUUUCAUUUAGUACAGUGUAUUUACACUAAGAAGUAUUCUUUCCUGAAUUAGUAUGUUUUCAUUGAGAAGGACACUUCUGAAUUAGCCUUUGCUAAUUUUCAAAUUCAAGCUUUUUAGACUGGUGUCUUUGAGACUAAAUUCUAGAAUAUAAGAAUAAUUCCUCCGCUAGUUAUAUAGUUAAAACACAUCAAAGGAAAUUGUGUAACACUCACUUUUUGUUUUCAUUAAAUAAUAAUUUAAAGAUGUUACAACCGUCAUGUUUAAAAGGACAUGGGUUUUAAUUUUUUUGUCCUCCCUUUGUUUUAAGAUCUAGCCAAAACCUUGCAAAUAAAAAAAUCUUCCUUUCUGUUCUGCUCAUGUUUUUUUAUUGCAAAUAUUAAUUCCGCCCUCCCCAAAAAAAAUCCCCUUUCCUUCCAAUGUAUUUUUAAAGGAGCUUAAAUAGAUACAGCUUUAUUCUCUUCCUUCUGUUCAGGAGUAGCAUUAGUGAUGUCAGAGCAGUUCUUGGAAAAACCCUAAGAAAAUAUUUGACAAAAUGCUGCUGCAACAGAGCCAGCAAGAUGGAAGGGCAAGCACACACAUUUACCCUUUUUUUUUUUUGGUUUUCACCAAACAACAAAUACUAAUUUUCUAUUCUCUCUCUCUAUAUAUAUAUAUAAAAGCAUCUGUGGUGAUUUUUCUUUUAAAAUAAGAAUUAGAAUUCUUCACAAGCCAUGAGAUCCUCACUUCCUCUUCAUUCAGCCCCUUGACAAUGGGUAAAAGAGCCAGAGAGGCAUAAAAGAUCCUCAUAUUUCAUCAGUUUAAAGGCAGAUGAGACCAUGGUUCUAAGCUACUUCUCAGUGUCAUCUUGAGUGCUUAUAAUCAGUCACUAAAACAAAAAGGUUGAGACAUAUUUUAUAAAUUUCAGGUUUUUAUGAUUAUAAUAGCCUGUGCAAGGAAAUACAAAGUUUUGGGUAUUUGAAAAUAGUUCAGUAUUAAUUACAGAUAUAUACUUUGCUUUACAUGUGCUUUUGCUUGGAAUUUGUACUCAAUAUGAUAAUAUUCGGAAGCAACAUGUGGAAGCCUAUUUACAGCACCAUUAAAUAAAACAAAUUUACUGCUAAA